This is a messenger RNA of Aspergillus luchuensis, 3207 nucleotides long. Its product is annotated as putative importin 11. Lineage: Eukaryota; Fungi; Ascomycota; Eurotiomycetes; Eurotiales; Aspergillaceae. Gene Ontology annotation, biological process: protein import into nucleus. Gene Ontology annotation, molecular function: small GTPase binding. The transcript has 6 exons. Gene Ontology annotation, cellular component: cytosol; nuclear envelope. Bases 1 to 3207 code for a protein of 1068 amino acids. The record is from RefSeq and is a predicted model, not a curated record.
AUGGCCCCAAUCGUCGAGUUGGCUGGGGAGGCCAACCCCCUGACCCCGCAUAAUGUUCUCAAUGCACUGGUUCUUGCAGCUAGCUCAACUCAGCAACAGGUGCAAUCGGGCACCCAGCAACUCCAGAAUUGGGAGAAGCAGGAGGGUUACUAUACUUCGCUUCAGGAUGUAUUUCUGGACCAUUCUGUUCCCCCUGAAGUUCGCUACCUCUCCAUCAUCCAGUUGAAGAACGGCAUCGACAAGUAUUGGCGAAAGACUGCGACAAAUGCCAUCAAAAAGGAAGAAAAAGAACGCAUAAAGACUAGGGCCUUACAAGCGGGUGUUGUCGAGCCGGCUCCUCUUCUGGCUCUUCACAAUGCGUUGAUGAUCGCUAAGAUCAUGCGCUAUGAAUUCCCCCAGGACUGGCCGGAUGCUAUCACCUCACUCAUUGCCCUCCUCCGCUCGUCUACCCAGCCUGGAGCGAACCCGUUGCAAUUGCCCCGGACCCUUAUCAUCCUCCUACAAAUCAUCAAAGAAUUGUCAACGGCCCGUCUGCAGAGAACCCGCGCGAAUCUACAAUCUGUUUCUCCAGAAAUUUUUCAUCUGUUGGGGAGCAUAUACGUGGACAAGGUGAACAACUGGGCUGUCAACCUGGAACAAGGGGGCUUUGAUGAGGCAUCGUUGCUAGAGGUGAUCGAGCAAAGCUUGGUCUCUCUCAAGGUCAUCCGACGUCUCGUUAUCGCCGGAUAUGAACACCCCAAUCGCGAUAAGGAUGUCUCUGACUUCUGGGUCCUGACCCAUACGCACUUCAGUAGAUUCCUGGGAUUUAUCAAUGGCCCCGCCACAAUGUCGGAGCCAAUCCAUAGGGCAGUCGAGAAACACUUGUUGCAACUUUCCAAGCUUCACGUCGAAAUGGCCAAGGAUCGCCCGGCAUCUUUUGCGUUGCUCCCGGACAGUAUACCGCUUGUCCAGUCCUACUGGACCCUAGUAGUCAAGUUGGGAGAAAAUUACAGUCAAUUGGGCGGGGAUGGUGAGCCAGAGGGAAAGUCCCUGAUGGAGAAGACUGGCCUCAGGGCUCUCCUUCUGAUCAGGGCUUGCUCCAAGAUGGCCUUCAACCCGGCGCAGACAUUCAAGUACCAGACACCGCAAGACAAGGAGGAGAAGAAACAGUCCGUGGAACUCAUCAAGGCCCAGCUGUUUACCCAUGAUUUCGUCGUCAACGUCAUGGAGCUUCUCGUCACCCAGUUCUUCCGGUUCAGGAAGAACGACUUCCAGGAGUGGGAGGAAGAUCCUGAAGAGUGGGAGAGGAAGGAGGAGGAUAUUGCCGAGGCCUGGGAAUUCUCCAUCCGGUCGUGCUCCGAGAAGCUCUUCCUUGACCUCGUCAUCCAUUUCAAGGAGUUGCUCAUUCCGCGUCUUUUGACCGUCUUCUACAACUUCGCAAGUAAGCAACCUCCACCGAGCCAUUCCAGAAGCAUAUCACUAACGAUCUCAAUAGGCCCUGAUAAUCACGACGUCCUGUUGAAGGAUUCCUUGUACGCCGCCAUUGGCCUGUCUGCAGCCAGUCUGGAGCAACAUUUGGACUUCAACAAGUUCCUUGAGACGACACUUGUGCCCGAAGUCCAAAUCCAGGAGCAGGGAUACAAUGUCCUCCGGAGACGUAUAGCCAUCGUCUUGGGCCAGUGGGUCCCCGUAAAAUCCAGUGAGCUCAACAGGAACGCCAUCUACCAGAUCUUCCAGCAUCUUCUCAGCAAGCAAGAUCCGUUGAACGACCUGGUGGUCCGCAUUACCGCCGGACGGCAGCUCAAGAACGUGCUUGACCCCUUCGAGUUCUCCCCUACUGAGUUCCUGCCGUAUGCACCGGCCAUCCUGCAAGACCUAAUGUCUCUUGUCCAAGAAGUCGAGCUUUCAGAGACCAAGAUGGGACUUCUCGACACAGUCCGAAUGGCAGUUGUGAAGAUGGAAGACCACAUCGCACCCUUCUCGGACCAAAUCUUGUCCUUACUGCCCCCGCUAUGGGAGAGCUCCGGCGAGGAGCAUCUGAUGAAGCAAGCCAUCCUAACGCUGCUUUCAUCCCUGAUCCACUCCCUUAAGCAGGAAUCCGUCAGAUACCACUCCCUGAUUCUGCCUCUCAUCCAGAACUCCGUGGAACCAGGCUCUGAAACCCUCAUCUACCUCCUCGACGAAGCCCUCGACCUCUGGUCCGCCAUCCUAAUGCAAACGCCGGCCCCCGCGUCCCCCGAAAUCCUCUCGCUGAUCCCAGCCCUCUUCCCCAUCUUCGAAGCCGCGACCGACAGCGUCCCCCAGGCCCUCCAAAUCGCCGAAUCCUACAUCCUGCUCGCCCCACAAGAAAUCCUCAGCGACCGCAUCCGCUUCCCCCUCCUCGUCUCCUUCGAAACCCUCCUGAAACUCACCACCAAGCAACGCCUCGGCGUCGUCCCCCGCCUCGUCGAACUCCUCCUCCGCGGCGCCAACACCGUCGACAACGGCAGCGAAACCACCUACAGCAUCAUCACACGCUCCCUCCUCGACAGCUCCUUCCUGCCCGCCCUGCUCGAAGGCCUCCACUCCGCCCACGAAGCCAGCCAAACCACCGGCCCGAACCGCAAACAAACCUCCGUCUACGGCGUCGUCGAAACAGACUACUUCUCCGUCCUGGCGCGUCUCGCCCUCGCCUACCCCAAGAUCUUCACGUCCGCCGUCUCCGCCGCCACCAACAGUCCCGAGGAAUCCGUCCUCUCAUGGCUCCUCACAGAAUGGUUCCUCCACUACGAUAACAUCGGCAGCUCCACGCAGAAGAAACUCCACGCUCUGGCCCUCACUCAACUCCUUACCAUCAACGGACCGGACUCUCAGCCCCCGCCUUAUCUUCUCAAUAACCUCCAGUCCUAUCUAACCAUGUGGACCGACAUCGUCACUGAACUCGCCGAAGGCGCACACGAUGGUAGUGGGGGUAAUACUGAUGAUCCUCGUGGGGGUAGUGAUUACUUGAUCUACUGGAAUAAUGCCCAGACGGGGGCUGUUGAUGAGCAUGAGCCGCCGGAGAAUGUGCGGCGUAGGGAAUGGGAUAACGAGGAUGUGCUGCAUAAGGUCAAUAUUCGGGACUUUAUUCGGGAGAGAUUGCAUUCGUUGAUUGUCGGGUGUGGUGGGGAGCAGAGGUUUCAGGAGGAGUGGUUGCUCAAUGUUGAUCGGGAGGUGGUUGCGUCGUUUGGGGCUUUGGGGUUGUUGUAG